Messenger RNA from Monoraphidium neglectum, 1488 nucleotides. RefSeq lists its product as hypothetical. The transcript has 8 exons. The record is from RefSeq and is a predicted model, not a curated record. NCBI's taxonomy places the organism in Eukaryota, Viridiplantae, Chlorophyta, Chlorophyceae, Sphaeropleales, Selenastraceae. Gene Ontology annotation, molecular function: protein kinase activity; ATP binding. Bases 1 to 1488 code for a protein of 495 amino acids. Gene Ontology annotation, biological process: protein phosphorylation; regulation of mRNA processing; spliceosomal complex assembly.
AUGUAUGGCGCGGCCGCAUCUGAUGUGGUGCGCGGCGUGGCGCAUGAUGUAUUCAAGAAAGGCGACAGCCUCGCGGGCGGCCGCUACCGCCUGGACUCGAAAAUCGCCGACGGCCGCUUUGCUAGCAUCUGGCUCGGGAGCGACUCAGCGCGGAGCGGUGCGCCCGUUGUCCUGAAGCUGCUGGAGUCUGGGGAUGCGCCCACCUACAGCGCGGGCGCCAGGGAGGCGGCCGCGCACACCGCCGCCGGGCGCCACCCCAACAUCGCGCGGCUGCUGGCCACGUUUGAGCACCGCUCGAAGGGCGGCCGCCACGCGUGCAUGGUCAUGGAGCCGCUGGGGUCGAGCCUGGAGGAAGCUGCAGCCCUCUGCGGCGGCGGCCUGGGGAUGGGCCUACCGCUGGGCGCGGUGCGGGGCGCGGCGCGGCAGGCCCUGGCGGCGCUCGACCACCUGCACAGGCAGCAGCGCUACGCCCACAUGGCCGUCACCCCCUCCAACCUGCUGCUGGACAAGCCCUUCCGCUCCCUCGCGCCGCCGCCACCCUCAAACCCCCUCGAGGCGCUGUGGCGCUCGUUCCAGGCCGCGUGGGGCCAGGUCUCAAACGCGGCGGCAAACCCCGACCCGGGCGUCACGGCCGCCGCCGCGGCCGCCGCGGCCGCCGCGUCGACGUCCGGCAGCGGCGGCAACGGCGGCGACUCGUAUUCGGAGGCGAGUCUGUCGAGGGCUGCGGUGAAGCUGUGUGAUUUCGGCAGGGCGCUGCCGUUGGAUCGGCUGGGGGAGCCGCAGGGCAGGGAGCCCCUCAUGAUAUUCGCCAGCCCAGGCUACCGGCCACCAGAGGAGGUGCUGGGGCUGGAGUACCGCGGCCCCUCCUAUGACAUGUGGAACCUCGGCUGCACCCUCUUCUCGCUGGCGACGGGGUCGGACCUCUUCCACCCUGAGCGCGGCCCAAGCGGCGCCGACCAGGGGGAGGGGCAGGGACCUGGCAGUGGCAGGGAUGGCGGCAGCGGCGGCGGCGGGCCGGCGGGCGGCGGCGGGCGGCGGUUUUGGGCUGAGUUUGACGGCAACGACGCCCACCUGGCGCAGAUGGUCGCGACGCUGGGGCGCAUCCCGCGGGAGAUGGUCAAGGCCUCCCCGCUGCGGCGGGUGUACUUCCUGCCCAGCGGGCGGCUGAGGGUGGAGGCGCGCUACGACAUCGAGCGCUGCCCCCUGGCGCAGCUGCUGGCCGAGGGCCACGGCCUGGAGGAGGACGAGGCGGCGGGUUUUGCAGGUUUUUUGGCGCCGCUGCUGGAGGUCGCGCCAGAGCGGCGGCCGAGCGCUGCAGACAUGCUGAGACACAAGUGGCUGCAGGAAGCUAAGGAGGACGGCGGCGGCGACGGCGGUGGCAAGGAGCGCAUGGCAGCAGCCGGCGCGGCCGAGCCAGAGCGGGACGGCGCAGCCCAGGGUGAUGGCAAGGGGACACGGCGGCGGGGCUGGUGGUGGGGCCGGAGAUAG